GAGGAUUCUGGAGAGACCUGCAAAUGGGCAGCUCUGAGCUCAGUCCUGGGCUCUGAACCCACCCCGGCAGGGCAUUUGCCCCCCACCUCACCCCCUCUAGGUGCUGUAACUCAAGGGUUGAUUCCAGGAGUCCAGAUCCCAGGAGAAGAAAGAAUCUGAGGAAUCCAGAAUAGCUCCCCUGCCUGGGACAGAGAUGGCUGGAGGAACCCAGGACCAGCUGGCCCAUUACUUGGAGCUACUGAAGAAGGAGGAGCUAAAGGAGUUCCAGCUUCGUCUAUCCAACACAACAUUCUUUGGGUGCUCUUCUGGGGUGACACCAGCUCAAGCAGAGAAGGCAAGUGGCAUGGAGGUGUCCUCGCAACUGGUGGCUCAGUAUGGGGAGCAGCAAGCCUGGGACCUGGCCCUCCACACCUGGAAACAGAUGGGCCUGAAUCUGCUGUGUGCCCAGGCCAUGGCAGAGAGAGCCUUGAUAUCAACCCACUCUCCCUCAGUCCUCAGCUCUCCAAGUAUACCCACCAUGGAGUCCCCCAGCUCGCCCACCUCCACAGAAGUGCUGAAGCUCUGGGAUUAUUCUGGCCUGGGGUGCACCCAGGAAUCAGAGAGAAGAAUUUUUCCUGACACACUUGAAUACAUCCAGAAAGGAUACCCUUCCUUGUUUCUUCUCCAAGCUCCUUCAAGCUCCACAGACCACGAGUCUCCAAACCAAGAGUCACCCAAUCCCCCAACCUCCACAGUGCUGGGGGGCUGGGAACCUCCACCUCAGGUCAACCCAGAACCAAGCCAUCAGGGAGCUCCUGAGACUGAGUGGCUACUGCCUGAAACAUCUGGAAACUGUUACACAGGAAUCGGAGAAAGAUACCAAAACCAGAGAAAAGAAAAGUUCUGCCACACACAGUCCUGGAAAAAUGAUGAUUUGCACCAAAAAUUCACACAGCUGGUACUUCUACAAAAACCUCAUCCUGGAGGCCAGGAUCCCCUGGCCAGGAAAAGCUGGCAUCAUGAUGUAGUGGAGGAACAAGGACAUUUGAUUGAGAUCAGCGAAUUAUUUGGCCCAGACCCAGGUAUCCAGGAGGAACCUCAUACUGUUAUACUGCAUGGGGCUGCUGGAAUUGGAAAGUCAACACUGGCCAGGCAGGUGAGAGGAGCCUGGGAGGAAGGCCAGCUGUACAGGGACCGCUUCCAGCAUGUCUUCUACUUCAGCUGCAGAGAGCUGGCCCAGUACAAGGUGGUGAGUCUGGCUGAGCUCAUCUCAGAAGAUUUGGCAGCCCCUGCAGCUCCCAUUGGGCAGAUCCUGUCUCAGCCAGAGCAAUUGCUCUUCAUCUUGGAUGGUGUCGAUGAACCAAAAUGGGUCUUGGAGAAUCAGAGUUCUGAGCUCUGUGUGCACUGGAGCCAGCCGCAGCCCAUGCAUGCACUGCUGGGCAGUUUGCUGGGGAAAGCCAUACUCCCUGAGGCCUCCUUGCUGGUCACAGCUCGAACCACAGAUCUGAAGAAACUCAUUCCUUCUUUGAAGCAACCACGUUGGGUAGAAGUCCUGGGCUUCUCUGAGUCUGGCAGGAAAGAAUAUUUCUACAAAUAUUUCACAGACGAAAGCCAAGCAAACAGAGCCUUAACUUUGCUGAAAUCAAAUCCUGAGCUCUUGACCUUGUGUCUCGUGCCCUUGGUGUCUUGGCUGGUCUGCACUUGCCUGAAGGAGCAGAUGAAGUUGGGGGAAGCACUCCCACCCACCUUUCAGACCACCACAGCCCUCUGUCUGCACUACCUUUUCCAGGCCUUCCCAGCUCCACACCUAGGGACACAGCUCAGGGACUUCUGCUCUCUGGCUGCUGAAGGCAUCUGGCAAAGAAAGACAGUGUUCAGUGCAGGUGACCUCAGGAAGCACCGGUUAAAUGGAGCCAUCAUUACCAUUUUCUUGAAGAUGGGUGUUCUUCACAAGCACCCCAACUCCCUGAGCUACAGCUUUAUUCAUCUCUGUUUCCAGGAGUUCUUUGCAGCAAUAUCCUAUGCCUUGAGGGAUAAGGAGGAAAGAAGCAAAAGUCCUGAUGGCCUUGCAGGUAUAGCAGAACUGCUAGAAGCAUAUGGAAGGCACAACCUCUUUGGGGCACCAACCAUGCGCUUCCUAUUCGGCCUCUUAAGCAAUCAGGGGUCAAGAGCAAUGGAGAACAUCUUCACUUGCAGGCUGUCUCAGAAAAGGAAAUGGGAGCUGCUGUGGUGGGCCGAGGCUGAAUCCCCACCUGGGCAGCUACACUCUCUGGAGUUUCUCCACUGUUUGUAUGAGACUCAGGAUGAGGAAUUCCUAAUGCAGGUGAUGGCCUCUUUCCAAGGAACAAAGAUGUGUGUCCAGACAGACAUGGAGCUUCUGGUGUUCACUUUCUGCAUUAAAUUCUGCAGCCACGUGAAAAGACUUCAGCUGAAUGAGAGCAGACAGAAGAGACAAGCAUGGAGGCCUCCUGGAAUUGUUCUGUCCAGGUGGACCCCAAUCACCAACAACAGUUGGCAGGUUCUCUUCUCCACACUUGGGAUCAGUGGAGGCCUGAAGGAGCUGGACCUAAGUGGAAAUUCGCUAAGUCACUCUGCAGUGCAGGAUCUUGGUAAGACCUUGAGACAAUCUUCUUGCAACCUGGAGACCUUACGGUUGGCCAGCUGUGGCCUCACUGCUGAGAGCUGCAAGGACCUUGCCUUGGGGCUGAGCACCAGCCAGACCCUGACUGAGCUGGAGCUGAACUUCAACUUGAUAACAGACGCUGGAGCCCAGCACCUUUUCCAGGAGCUGAGUCAGAAUCAUUGCAAGCUACAGCGACUGUGGCUGGUCAGCUGUGGUCUCACUUCCAGCUGCUGCCAGGACCUGGCCUUUGUGCUCAGCUGCAGCCCCAGCCUGACGGAGCUAGACCUGCAGCAGAAUGAUCUGGGCGACCAUGGUGUGAGGCUGCUGUACAAGGGGCUCAAGCAUCCCACCUGCCAACUCACACUCCUGUGGUUGGACUAUACCCUUUUGAGUGACCAAGUGAGGGAAGAGCUGAGGGCCCUGGAAGAAGAGACACCCAGGUUGCUCAUCUCCAGCAGAUGGAAGCCAAGUGUGAUGAUCCCUACUGGGAACCUGGAUGGAGGAGAGAUGGGUAAGAGCAUGUCCUCACUCAAGCGGCAGAGAUCACAAUCAGAGGGAGGCUCCCCACAAGUAGCACAAGCGGAAUCCUUCCAUCUGUCUUCUUGUGCCUCUUUGGAGGACUUGCACACAGAGUCUGUGGGAACUGAAGAAAACUUCUGGGGCCCCACAGGGCCUGUGGCUCCUGAGAUGGUGGACAAAGAGAGGAGCCUGUACCGAGUUCACUUCCCUGUGGCUGGUCCCUACUACUGGCCCAACACGGGUCUCAGCUUUGUGGUGAGAAGGGCAGUGACCAUCGAGAUUGACUUCUGUGCCUGGGACCAGUUCCUAGGCAACACUGUCCCACUGCACAGCUGGAUGGUGGCAGGGCCUCUGUUUGACAUCAAAGCUGAGCGGGGAGCUGUGGCCGCUGUGUACCUACCUCACUUUGUGGCCCUCCAAGGGGGGCAUGUGGACAUCUCCCUGUUCUAUGUGGCCCACUUUAAAGAGGAGGGGAUGUUCCUGGAGAAGCCAGCCAGGGUGGAGCCACACUACGCAGUCCUGGAAAACCCCAGCUUCUCCCCGAUGGGAAUCCUCCUGAGAAUGAUCCCCACCGCCCUGUGCUUCAUCCCCAUCACCUCCACCACACUGCUGUACCAUCAACUCCGUCCCAAGGAAAUCACCUCCUUCCACCUCUACCUGAUCCCUAGUGAUUGCUCCAUUCAGAAGGCCAUAGAUGAUGAAGAAAAGAAGUUCCAGUUUGUCCGAAUACACAAGCCACCUCCAGUGACACCCCUUUACCUGGGAUCCCGCUAUACUGUGUCUGCUUCAAGGAAGCUGGAAAUCAUUCCUAAGGAAUUGGAGCUCUGCUAUCGGAGCCCUGGAAAACCUCAGCUCUUCUCUGAGUUCUACGUUGGCCACUUGGGAUCAGGGAUCAAGUUGCAAAUAAAAGACAAGAAAGGUGGAACUAUAGUAUGGAAGGCCCUACUAAAACCAGGUGACCUCAGACCUGCAGCUACUCUGAUCCCUCCAGUCACCAAAGAUGCCUCAGGCUCACUGCACUUCGUGGAUCAGCAUCGGGAGCAGCUGGUGGCCCGAGUGACAUCAGUGGACCCUGUCUUGGACAAGCUGCAUGGACAGGUGCUGAGCGAAGAACAGUAUGAGAAGGUACGGGCUGAGACUACCAAGCCAGGUCAGAUGCGCAAGCUCUUCAGCUUCAGCCGGUCCUGGGACUGGUCCUGCAAAGACAAGCUCUACCGAGCCUUGAAGGAGAUCCAUCCUCACCUGAUUGUGGAACUCUGGGAGAAGUGGGGAGAAGACUUAGGAGUCUCUGACAGGCUCAGCAACUGAAGUCUGAGCACUCACCUUUGAGUCCUGGCUCUGCCUGAUCCUUCUUUGGGUCUCAGUUUCUUCAUCUAUAAACAAGUUGUCAUCUGAGUUGCCUUCCAGCUCUAAAGUUAUGGAUGAUGCCCCCUGAUGGGCAUCCCUGCCCAGAAGUGCCUCACAGGCACUCAGACUACCUCCUUUGACUUUCACAGCCUACAGUCUAGGUGGGAUAACAGCAUCUCGGGAAAUGUUCUUCUGAAGUUGGCAAGAUUCCUGCAGAUCUUGAAGAGGCUGGUCUUGUGACCCUAGCAGCCAAGCCCAGAAUCCUCCUUGUCCCGUCCAGAUGCACACAGGAAUAGGGAGGCUAUGGGACUGUUUACCUCUGGCUUGAGACAAUGGAAAUGGACAUGUGUAUUUGAGGAGUCUGAAUGACCUGUGAAUAGGAGGAGGAAAGAUUUAUUUUUUCAGUUAUUCUAUCCAGCAAACUCACAGCUGCAGUUUCCCCAAAAGUGGUGGUAGGGGAAUUCCUGCCAGGGACUAUCCCAAAUCACCCCAAGAUAGAGCUGGUUAGAGUUCCAAAGAAGGAAGGACUAAAUGCCAGGGUGAUCUAUCUAAAGCAUUUAUUAUAGAGGGUAUCAACAUCCUCUAGAUGAAUACCAGGAAAGGAAAUGUUCUAUAUGGGCAGAUCCAUGAGAGAGUGUUUGGUCAUGGAGUUUUUGUGAGAGUUUAUGAAAUUUCAGGGCCAGGGAUAGUUUCUACAUGUUUUGACACAUACUCGAUCUGUUUAAUCUAGACAAUUUUAUCAAUGCCUAGGAAUGGGUAAAGUGACACCUUGGGUUCCAUCCUUCAGAAGAAAACAAGCAACUGGCCAGGUUACCAAGUAGUCAAGGUUGUCUGUGUUUUUUAGAAAAAUAAAGAAGUGGGGGCUGGGACUGUGGGCCUCUCCAGUUGUCAUGUUGACUUGGCUUUUAGAUUGGUUCUAAAUGGAUUCCUAGAGCCAGGAGGGAUAGAGAAGGAGGCCACAGGGCGAAUGGAGUCUAGGUUUUAGCUGAGAGAUGUCCUCCUGUAGAAAGUGAUUCCAUGCCCUUACAUCAGGUUUAGGUACCACACUACCCUGUGUUCCUGCAGCACCCUAUGUCCCUCUUGCCCCAUCAGAUGUGGCAUCAUCCCUGCUACUUCAGUUGCUCAUCUCCUCCCACUUAAAUGGUUAGCUUCCUAAGGGCAGGAGCCAUGUCUGAUCUGCCCUUCAAUUCCUUCCCAGUGCGUAGUACAGUGCCUGGCCCAUGGGGAAUAUUAAGUAAAGAUUUAUUAAUAGGUUAAUGGUGAAGGCACUUUCUCUGGAUAUUCCCCUUAAUACCCUCACUGAUCAUCACAUUAUCCAUGUGAUGCCAGAGUCUACCCUACUAAUAAUCUCCAAGUUAAUGGGCUACACCCAUGACUCCAGUGAAUCAUAAUCUUAAAAGUUGAACCCAUUGGAAUAUUGUUCAGCCAUAAAGAACUAUGAAAUUAUGGCAUUUACCAGUAAAUGGAUGGAACUAGAGACCAUCAUGCUAAGUGAAAUAAACCAAUCCCCAAAAAACAAAAGCUGAAUGUUCUCUCUGAAAGGCGGAUAAUGAUUCCCAAUAGGCCGGGAAAGCAGGGCAUGGAGAUUCACCAGAUUG
Messenger RNA from Sciurus carolinensis (gray squirrel), 6066 nucleotides. RefSeq names its product NLR family pyrin domain containing 1 (gene Nlrp1). The transcript is spliced from 17 exons. Gene Ontology annotation, biological process: regulation of apoptotic process; regulation of inflammatory response; inflammatory response. The record is from RefSeq and is a predicted model, not a curated record. Gene Ontology annotation, cellular component: cytoplasm; canonical inflammasome complex. NCBI's taxonomy places the organism in Eukaryota, Metazoa, Chordata, Mammalia, Rodentia, Sciuridae. Gene Ontology annotation, molecular function: protein binding. Bases 194 to 4429 code for a protein of 1411 amino acids.